AUGUCCAUCCACAUUGGUAGUUCAUACUUCUCACCAGAAGAAGAAGACGCGGGAAGUUGUCAGCUGUUCGUCGAAAGCCUAACCGGCGAAGCAUUGAACUGGUUUUCAAGGCUGAAGGACAAUUCAAUUGAUGGUUAUGAGGCACUGACAACCGCAUUCCUUCAGCAUCACCAAUGCUUCAUGCAUGUACCUGCGUCGAAUGCAGACUUAUGGAGAAUGUACCAGAAGCACAACGAGUCACUGCAAACUUUCAUGGCCAGGUUUAAAGGAGUCGUAUCUCAACUCGCUAUCAGCGACGACACUGCAAUAGGUGCACUUAAGAAUGCACUUGCUCACGGAACCAAGUUCAAGGAAGAUCUAACAAUCCAACCCGCCACAUCCUUGGGCGAGCUCCUUGCACGCGCAAAUCAAUACAUCGAGGUAGAAGAAGACAAGGGAAAAGGAAACACGAACCAGGUCGACGCGGUGGAAAAAGCACCCGAAAAAGUCCUGAGCCCGAAAAACAAAGUUGUGGAAGCGUACUAUGAGCCUCGCCAACAUUACAACAGAAACUACGCCAAAGGCAAGAGGGCAAGGAAGGCAACGAUGUUCGCUAUCGAUGGGAACGAGCAGCAGCAAGGCAAGCGUUGGAACAAGUACGAUCGCGAGACUGAUGGUCCUACCUACAAGGGCAAACGCGGUUAUUGCAAAUUCCACAAAUUUGGCGGACAUUCUACGGAGGAUUGCAAAACACUUCAAUACCUUCUUCUUCACAAGUACAAGAGAGGUGACAUCGAUGUAGAGCGAGAACGGAGAAAGGUUAACACGCAUAAGGAUAACCCGUACUGUUUGGCAGACCAGCAACAGCACGAAAGGCAGCAUGAACAGGAAGCAGCAGCACAAAAUGACCGAGCACGGGCACAAAAUGAUCAAGCACGAGAAAUCGCUCGUCUGCCUCCUCCGCCGAAACAAAACCACGACGCGGAAGAACACGAUGAACCGGCUCCUCGCCGAAGGAUCAACAUGAUCAUGGGCUGCUUGUCAACAUGUCGCGACUUGGUUCGUUCAAUCCAAGCUUAUUGCCGCGAAGCAGAAACAAAACGCAGCUGGCCCUGCCAUAGCAGCGUGUUCAAAACUUCCUCCGAUCCUAUCAUGUUUACUGAAGAGGACGCACUCCACGCAAGUCCAAACAACGACCCGCUCGUCGUAGAUAUGGUGAAUGGAGAAAGCUUAGUGACAGGAAUCCUUAUUGACAUUGGGAGCUCGGUCAAUGUGAUAUUCAAGGACGUUCUGAUCCAGAUGGAGAUUGAACUUCGCAGCACGACUCAUGAAACGCAACUUUUGACGGGAUUCGAUGGCGACACUAUAAUGACGGUUGGAACCAUAACACUCCAAAUUUAG
Molecule: messenger RNA, 1380 nt
Organism: Camelina sativa (false flax)
Lineage: Eukaryota; Viridiplantae; Streptophyta; Magnoliopsida; Brassicales; Brassicaceae
Source: RefSeq, a predicted model, not a curated record